Sinocyclocheilus rhinocerous is the source of this 1871-nucleotide messenger RNA. RefSeq names its product serologically defined colon cancer antigen 8 homolog. The coding region runs from base 136 to 1722 and encodes 528 amino acids. Gene Ontology annotation, cellular component: centriole; centrosome. Lineage: Eukaryota; Metazoa; Chordata; Actinopteri; Cypriniformes; Cyprinidae. The transcript has 13 exons. The record is from RefSeq and is a predicted model, not a curated record. Gene Ontology annotation, biological process: neuron migration; establishment of cell polarity; centrosome cycle.
UGCACUUCUGCCAUGCAACCGUUGACGUCUUUUUGGACGUCGUUGGCACUACAACACUUUCAGUAACAGUGCGCCAGAGAAAUUGUGCGCUAUAUUUACAAACCUUUUUGGUUUAGUUACGUGUUUAAAGCAAUAAUGAAACCGUCCUUGGACUCUGACGAGGAGGAGGAAUUAGGAGCAUUGCAGAAGACAUUAAGAGAGCGAGCCAACCGCAGUAUCCAGCACCUCUCCAGCAUGCUGGCCAGCCACAGCUCUGCCUCUGACUCUGAGUGUUCAGAACCAAAGCAGCAGCAGGAGAAGCUCAGCCCUCUGCUGCAAAACCCUCCUAUACCAGUUCAACAGAGUGAAGCAGUCAGUCAGCUGUGUUCCUUACUUCAAAAGCAGUCCAAAGAUGCAAAUGUUGCAUCCCCUUCUCCUUCCAAGAGGAAAUUAACUGGAAAGCAAAGAGCCACAGACGAGGGCAAUAGCAGUUUGCCUGGUGUUCACGACUUGGUUCCCAUCAUCCACAAUCAGUCUGAGUACAUUCAACACCUGGAGGCUGAGGUCAAGUUCUGCAAGGAUGAACUUCUUGGAAUGAAACAGAGAGUGAGAGUGGUGAUUGUGGAGAAUGAGAAACUACACGAGGAGCUGAAAGCAAAGGCGGUUGAAGAAACUCUUAAAGAAUACACAUUUGUAGACAGCACAUUAAAUAUGGAGUGCACACCAGAAAAGACUUCAAAGCAAAGACUUGACUCCAUUAAUCAAGCUGAGGACCACAAAUGGAAGAAAGAAAUGGAGCAGCUGAAGUGUCUCUAUCAAGCACAAACUGAGACCCUGGAGGCUCAAGUGGUCUCCCUGAAGAAAGACUUGGUGAGCAUUCAGAAGGCAUAUGAGGAAACGAAAGAACGACUGAGGCACAAAGAAGCAAUGGCUGUGGCGACGGGCAGUGGUCAGCGUGUGGGUGGUCUGUGUCUGAAGUGUGCCCAGCAUGAAGCAGUCCUGGCAGAGACGCACUCUAAUGUUCAUGUACAGAGCAUUGAAAGACUUACUAAAGAGCGGGAUGAGCUGACGACCGUGCUCUGCUCUCUGAGAGCCAGUCAGACUGAGGCCCAGCAGAGAGAGUGGGCCGCCUAUCAGCAGGUCAAACAGGCGGUGGAGAUGGCAGAAGAGGCAAACCUGGAGAAGACAAGAGCGUUGGUGCAGUGUGAGCACUUCCACAAUGAGCUGACUAGACAGAGGGAGAGGCUGGAAAGAGAGAAGGCAUCUGAACAGGAGAAGAUCUCCCAGGCCAGGGAGGCAGCGCGUUUAGAGAGCAAGAAAGAGAAAGAAGAGCUUGCCCAGACUGUGACCAGUCUCUCUCAGAGAGCGGCUGAAUUGGAGGGUCUGCUGGAGAGGGGAGAGAGAGACCGGAACUCACUCAAUGGCCAGCUGGAGGAAGCUUAUAAGAAGCUCACAGCACAGGAAACGGAAAGCAGCAAGGUGUGUGCGGAGCUGCGUUUUCUGUUGAGCCAGGCCCAGCUGAAGAAAGAGGAGAAGGAGAGAGAGGUGAGAGACAUCAGCUCCAAACUGGGACGUCAGCUAGAACUGGCUAAGCAGGAAGUACAGAAGUUGGGUGUGGAGCUGAACGGUUGCCGGCAGCGUUUGGAGGAUGCCCAGAGGGCAGAGGGCCGAGCUCGGGCGGAGGCAGCCGGCCUGGCUGAGGGGCUAAGCCGCGCCCAGCGCCAACUGCACCUCACCAGGUAACCCCCUUAAUCCUAUUACAUGCCACAACACUGCGCCCGUCCACUGGCCCCAGUGCAGUGCCAGCACACCGGCAGGAGGGCACCCGCACUUUAUUAAAUCGCCACUAGCCACCGGCUGCCACCGCCACAGUCCACCACGCACCAGGAGAA